AAUGAAAUUAGGGUUUUGUUCUCCCCGUUGCAGCAUCAGAGAAGGGGAAACAUGGUUUCGCUGAAACUGCAGAAGCGGCUUGCAGCCAGCGUGCUCAAGUGCGGAAGAGGAAAGGUGUGGCUUGACCCCAAUGAAGUCAACGACAUCUCCAUGGCCAAUUCUCGGCAAAACAUCAGGAAGUUGGUUAAGGAUGGGUUUAUCAUUAGGAAGCCAACCAAGAUUCACUCCCGAUCACGUGCUCGUAGGAUGAAGGAGGCAAAGAGGAAGGGCCGUCAUUCUGGAUAUGGUAAGCGUAAGGGUACAAGGGAGGCAAGGCUUCCCACAAAGAUACUCUGGAUGAGAAGGAUGCGUGUGCUCAGACGGUUGCUUCGCAAGUACAGGGAGUCAAAGAAAAUUGACAAACACAUGUACCAUGAUAUGUACAUGAAGGUCAAAGGUAAUGUUUUCAAAAACAAGAGGGUUUUGAUGGAGAGCAUUCACAAGUCUAAGGCUGAGAAGGCCAGAGAGAAGACCUUGUCUGAUCAGUUUGAGGCUAAGCGUGCAAAGAACAAGGCUAGCAGGGAACGGAAAAUUGCACGGAGGGAGGAGCGCUUAGCCCAAGGUCCCGUUGAUAAGGCAUCUACAGCACCCAGUGCCCCAGCACCCCAACCUGCCCAAGCGCCAAAGAAAUCCAAGAAGUGAGUAUUUUUGAUGAAUCUUUGACUGUACCCGAAAUUUUCUCUGCAAAAAUAGUUACGAGGAGUAUGUUUCUAAACUUUUUUUUGUAAGUUUUGUUUGUACGAGAACAUUUUAUCUUGUAUACUUUAAACUAUAUGUUUUGUCAGUUUUUACUGUUUUACGUAUUAAGAUUCACUAGUUUUUUGAA
Molecule: messenger RNA, 865 nt
Organism: Vigna angularis (adzuki bean)
Lineage: Eukaryota; Viridiplantae; Streptophyta; Magnoliopsida; Fabales; Fabaceae
Product: 60S ribosomal protein L19-1
Exons: 5
Coding region: 52-681 (209 amino acids)
Biological process (GO): translation
Cellular component (GO): cytosolic large ribosomal subunit; ribosome
Molecular function (GO): RNA binding; structural constituent of ribosome
Source: RefSeq, a predicted model, not a curated record